Messenger RNA from Annulohypoxylon maeteangense, 1040 nucleotides. RefSeq lists its product as uncharacterized. NCBI's taxonomy places the organism in Eukaryota, Fungi, Ascomycota, Sordariomycetes, Xylariales, Hypoxylaceae. The coding region runs from base 1 to 969 and encodes 322 amino acids. The transcript has a single exon. The record is from RefSeq and is a predicted model, not a curated record.
AUGAGCCCAGCACCAUUGACACUUCCAUCAAACAAAGCAACGAACCAAAUAAAAUCAACGUCGCAACAUCUACCUAUCAAAGUCUACUCAGAAUAUCUGUUCCCAUUACCACCAACAAAUCUACCAUACUCAGAAAGCCAUGCAUCGAGGCCUCGGUCACCGUUUCCACCUCCUUAUUCUUCUUUAAUACCUCCCACGUCCCCAUCUCCUUCGAAUGGCCCCACAAAUAAUAUCCAUCAUAACUUUAUAAAACGAUCCGUCCAUGUUGUCAGACGUAUCCAACCUUCACCGGAUAUCCAACAGAUCUCACAAUGCAAGCCUCUACCUAAUAAACCAUCAGUAGAUAUCAACAAGAUCCAACAAGGAGACAAUAAAACUUGGAAGCAGUCAAUAUUCAGGUUGACACCAGCACCAACCGGAGUUUCAAUCGGAGAUAUCAAGGAUCCAUGUACAACUAUCCAUGAUGUCAAUGUAACAUAUCGCCAUGAGCUACCGCCACGACUCGCGACCUCUCCUAAACAAGUUUCCCCGGAUCUCGUCAGGGAAGAAAGACAAGAAGAAAAUGAAGCGAAGGAGAAGAAGGAUUCAAACAUAGAACAUAGGGAAAAGCCAAACAAAACCAGAAAUAAAAGCGACACGUCCCGAAAUGGUUCUGGAUCUAUGGAAGAAGUUUGUGAAAACAGGCGUACUCUUACGUCUGAAGAAACGUUAUGGCUUCAUCGGAACUACAGAGGGGAGGCAACAUUUUUGAAAGCUUGGGGGUUGCAUAUCACGAGAAGUACAGAUCGAGAGCGCGGUCUUGAGAUUAUGAGAGAGCUGAUGGCUGCUGAAUCUCCAAAGGGGAAAAUUGAGUGGCAAAUAAUGGGACAAGCAGGGAAACGACAUGAAGAAAUUGGGAGGAUGAAAAUUACGACGCCGAGAGACAGCGAGGGCCUCAAGGCAAUCGAAGAGGAAAUAAAUAUAUACUAAUUCUACCAGCCACUUAACGAACAUAUUUGUGUUGCAGUUUACAGAUGAUAAUCUGAAAGUUUCGGAUAACU